Messenger RNA from Etheostoma cragini (Arkansas darter), 4295 nucleotides. RefSeq names its product estrogen-related receptor gamma a (gene esrrga). Gene Ontology annotation, cellular component: nucleus. The coding region runs from base 324 to 1913 and encodes 529 amino acids. Lineage: Eukaryota; Metazoa; Chordata; Actinopteri; Perciformes; Percidae. The transcript has 9 exons. Gene Ontology annotation, biological process: regulation of DNA-templated transcription. The record is from RefSeq and is a predicted model, not a curated record. Gene Ontology annotation, molecular function: sequence-specific DNA binding; DNA-binding transcription factor activity; steroid binding.
CAGCGGCACAGCUUUCCGUCCCAACUGCCUGGCUGGCUGGCUGUGUUUGUACCUAUAGCCCCCUCUCCCUGGCUCUCACACACACACACACCACGCACACACACUCCCUCCCAGCAAUACACACGCAGAGCCGAUCAGUGCAGGCAGCGCAGAGCCUGGUAAUUGUAGUGCUCCCUUCAAGCGGAAGGAAGGACCAAGAGAGAGGAAGACCGGAAAAAGAAGAGGAGGAGAGAAAGGAGAGAUAUAAAAACUUUGAUUUUUUUUUUAAAUUUCCGUGUUUUUUUCCUGGAGGAGGUUGACAUGACUAUGACCCGGUAUCGCCGAUGGAUUCGGUAGGACACCCGUUAUCUGAGUGUUUUUUAAUGCACUCUGAACAAGAAAUGAACUUAUCGAAGGGGCCAUUGGUGAACAGCAGCAGUGACGAUAACUCCAAGUCAACCUACAGUAAAUGCGGCGCUGGCGCCUGGAGGAUGCACCAGAGCUACGAUCCACUGGAGGCCAACCACAUGAGAGACGCACAUGCCCUCUACAACCCCAGGCUUCUCUGCAGAAUGUCCAGUAAGGAGCGCCACCUUGAGUCCAACUGUCCGUCCUCCUAUAUAAAGACUGAGCCGUCUAGUCCAGCCUCCCUGACUGACAGCCUAAACCAUCACUCCCCUGGUGGCUCCAGUGACGCCUCCGGCUCCUAUUCGUCCACGAUGAACGGCCACCCCAACGGCCUAGAGUCCCCUAGCCUUUACGGCUCCAACGCAGGACCCCUGGGUCCUGCUGGAGGCCCCGGAUCAAAACGUUACGAGGACUGUUCGUCAACUAUUGGGGAAGAUUCACAGAUUAAGUGCGAGUACAUGUUGAAUUCAAUGCCCAAGAGGCUGUGUCUGGUGUGUGGGGACAUUGCGUCAGGGUACCACUAUGGAGUGGCAUCCUGUGAGGCCUGCAAGGCCUUCUUCAAACGCACCAUCCAAGGUUUACAUACAGGCAACAUAGAGUACAGCUGUCCAGCCACCAACGAGUGUGAGAUCACCAAGAGGAGACGCAAGUCGUGCCAGGCCUGCCGCUUCAUGAAGUGUCUGACUGUGGGCAUGCUGAGGGAGGGUAAGGGAAAAGGUGUUCGUCUCGACAGGGUUCGUGGUGGGAGACAGAAGUAUAAACGCCGGAUAGAUGCCGACAACAGUCCAUACCUGAACCCACAGCUGGCUCUGCCCCCCAAGAAGCCAUUUGCCUUUGGCUGCCUUGCAGAUAACAAAAUCGUCUCUCACCUGCUGGUGGCCGAGCCAGAGAAGAUUUACGCCAUGCCUGACCCAACAGUACCAGACAGCGACAUCAAGGCCCUGACUACGCUGUGUGACCUGGCGGACAGAGAACUAGUGGUCAACAUCGGCUGGGCCAAACAUAUCCCAGGUUUCUCUACGCUGUCUUUGGCAGACCAGAUGAGUCUACUGCAGAGUGCAUGGAUGGAGAUCUUGAUCCUACGUGUUGUGUACCGCUCACUGUCCUUUGAAGACAAGUUGGUGUAUGCCGAGGACUACAUAAUGGACGAGGACCAGUCAAAGCUUGCUGGACUUCUGGACCUGAACAAUGCCAUCCUUCAGCUGGUCAAGAAAUACAAGACUAUGAAGCUUGAGAAAGAGGAAUUUGUCGCUCUCAAGGCCAUCGCUUUGGCUAACUCAGACUCCAUGCACAUUGAAGACGUGGAUGCGGUGCAAAAGCUCCAGGAUGUGCUCCACGAGGCCCUGCAGGACUAUGAGGCUGCCCAGCACCAGGAGGAUCCCCGCCGGGCAGGCAAGCUGCUCAUGACCCUCCCCUUGCUCCGCCAGACCUCCACCAAGGCUGUGCAACACUUCUACAGCAUCAAGCAGGACGGCAAAGUCCCAAUGCACAAACUCUUCUUGGAGCUGCUGGAAGCCAAGGUCUGAGGACGGAGAAAAGGACAGCUAGAUGCCAGUCUGAAUCUCACUAUGAAUGACCUCUUGCUCUUUUACACGCACAGUCUCACACACACACGCACACACACACACACACACACACACACACACACACACACACACACACACACAUAAUUAUGUCCCUGAAGUGUGUCUGCUGACACACACCCGUAUGAAUCAACAAGUAACCUAAACCUCUUACCUGAACCCCAUAACCUCCACCGUCUAUGACAACAAGGCACUCACUUGACCUUUUGUUUUUUGGGGAAGAUCCUGACAGACUGGCAUGACCCGCAUAUUACCAAGGGAAGAAGAUAUUUCCUUUAAAAACUAUUAACAAUCACUCAACCGUUACCACAGUGGCUCCGAACACUGAAGAUGGCGAAACACUUAUGCAUUUAAUAACAGUUAAGAUGUUAUUAAAGAAAAACGCGUAAAUGAGGACACAUUUAAAAGAAACUGAAAACUCUUCAUUUUAGCUCUGAGAGACUGUAAGACUGCACUCGUGUCUCCUUCUCCCCUCAUUAUUUCCCCCGACAGAGUUUUUUAAGUGUUCAAUAAUAAAACGCGUGGAGAGAAAAAGGAACACUAAAGAUGUAUUAAUGACAUGUACAAUGAAAUUUUGAUGGAUGGACAGAAAGAAAGAAGAGGAGAUUCGCCCUGCCAAAGAAUGGAGCUCGUCCAUUCAGAGGACACCAGUAAACUGACAUAACCCAAAACCCUUUCUGGAUUGAUCUACCGGUGGCUUUCAAUGCUGGGCCUCAACAGUGCUGCUGGUUUUCUUUUCCAUCAGUUAUUUAAUUAAUAAUCUUUUUGGUUAUUAUGAAAACCAGCAGGGCCUGGAACAGAGUUGGAAACCAUUGCUGUAAACACUUUCUGUUUCUCCCUAAAUUCAGUUUGUUUCCCACGACUACUUCAACUGAAACUUUACUUUUUACUUGAUGUAUCCGUUGAGGACCAGUGACCCUGGCCUCCCAAACCUGUCAGCAUAACCAUAGAAUUAGUGUUUGAACACUUGACGUGGCUGAAAUGAAUGUUUCCAAAUAUUCCAACCACCUGAGGUGUGAUUGACUGGCAGAGUUUAUAAGUCAAAAUAUUACUUGAACGAAAUAAAACUUGACCUAUACUGUCAAGGAUGAAUUCCUGCUUGUCCAACUGGUAGAUGAAGGCUCAGUCCACGUUCUCUGCAUUUAUUCUGUCAAACACUCCUCUUGUGUUUGGACGUCUGAUUGAAACCUUUUCAGCCGUUCAGUGGCCCAGGUUUGUAGCUCUCCACACAACAGUCAGUAGAGAUCUCCGUCUGUCAGUGUGGCAUUAAGAAUAGUCCAGCCCGUGCUCGUUACCCAAACUCCCCAAAACUGCAAAUCGUCACUUCAGUACUACCCUCCUUGCUCCGUCGCAUUCACAACUUCUAGCCCAUCUCUUGCGUCAGCACAGAGAUAUUUUUGUGAUUCAUUCAGGGAGUGAUGGAGGCGCUUCAGUCACUCAACGCAAUAUAAACCAGAAGGAAAGGUGUGCUGACAAAACUGAGUGAAGAACAAUUAUUUUUGCUUCCAAACUCCUUAUUUUCUUCUUUAUUUCUAUCUUGAAAAUAAUGUCAGCAAUGAUACCAGUAUUAGGGUUGUAAAUAACUGUCAUCCUGUAUAUGACAUAUAACAUGGUUUUUUUUUUUGUUAUUAAUAUUGUCUUCUUAAAAUUGAAUCAAUCAAUAGGUCUUUGCUUUUUUCUAUCAGCUUGACCACUAUCAGCAAUUAUCAUAUAUAUAUAAAUAUAGCAAGUAAUGUAUUAACAAAUCAGCGUUUAUCUUAGAAAACUCUGAGCAAUAGUGGAUUUUAAAGGAGGGGUUUGUGCAUAAGUCUGCAAUAUUAACAUAACGUGCCAGUCUUAAUUUUGGGAAAGAGGAUGGGGAUUCGAGGACAGUUUGGAGCUUCUCUUUCUCUCUGUGUAACUUGCCAUAAGCUAUUAGAUAACAGUCAAUAUUUCCGUUGUUAGAGGUUAAACAGGAACAAAUAUGGACCAGAAAUGUGAGGAUAAGGUGUGAAUGCGGCUGUCACAUAAAAGCUAUGUGAAGAAUGGUUGUCAUAAGGGCCGAAGAAGGAACACAAGCAGCUAAAAGAUCAAAACUCCAGUUUGCAAUUAUAUCUUAGUUCUGAUGUUUGCACCUUUCUUGUGACCAGGCUUUUUCUGUCACUAUUAAUCUGAUCAAAACAAGACCAAGUCCUUUGUUUAAAAUCAGCGCUUCAGUCAUACACAGUUUAUGUCCUUAAGGCGUUUGUGUCUUCAGCCAUGUGGUCGAGUGUGGGACCAUCAGAAUAACCUAAAUCUGGAACUGUGCUAAGGGAAAUGGUGCUAGCAAAAUCAAAUCAUCCGAAA